Molecule: messenger RNA, 1674 nt
Organism: Hordeum vulgare subsp. vulgare (domesticated barley)
Lineage: Eukaryota; Viridiplantae; Streptophyta; Magnoliopsida; Poales; Poaceae
Product: probable staphylococcal-like nuclease CAN1
Exons: 5
Coding region: 34-1338 (434 amino acids)
Cellular component (GO): cytoplasm
Source: RefSeq, a predicted model, not a curated record
CGCACACCCACCCGCUGCGCAGGAGCAAAUCCCAUGCCCGCAGCCAAUCCCGCGGCCCACCUCCACUUGGCAGCAGAGCUCAACAGCUUCCCCUUCCCCCGUCCCCGCUCCUCCAGCCUUCCCUUCCUCGUGAGGCGAGCCGGGAUCCCUUCCGAAACGGCUCUGGUGAGAGGACGCGCACACUGUCAUCCGCCCCGCAGAUCCACGCACGACCACCACCUCCAUUCUUUACAGAUCCCGGGGCGGAUUCACCCGCCGCCGCCCACGACCACCACCCGCCGCCUCGUCCUCCUCCUCCUGCUCCUCCUCCUAGGGGCCAUGGGGAACAGCAUAUACAGGUUCCUCUGCGGCGUCUGCACCGACCUCUCCGACGCCGCCUUCCAGCCGCACGGCGCGCACGCCUCCGUCGCCGCGCUCGGCCGCGACAUCCUCCAGUUCCAGCGCACCAGCCAGGUUCCCGACGGCCUCGCCCGCCACGUCGUCUCCUCCGCCAACGCCCAGGCCAACUGGUACAAGAAGCUGCAAGUGGCAUGGAAGAAGGCGAGGCCGGCCCCGACGACGCCGGAGGAGGCCGGCCGCCUCGUGGUGCUGACGCUCAAGAACCACCAGAAGGCGGACGUCGACGGCCUCCUCGCCUUCUACGGCCUCCCGCACCCCAACGAGGCGGGAUCAGCGCCGCCACCGCCGGCCGCCGCCGGUCACCACUCUCCUCCGGCGCAGCACGGCGCUCCCGCGCACAAGCCCCAGGGCGUCAAGUUCGAGCUGCACACGCUCCCGGUGGACGCCAAGGCGGUGGCGGACGGCGACACGGUGACGGUGUACGUGGACACGUCGGACGCCCCCAGCGAGAUCAAGAAGGCCGCGGCGGACCGCACCAAGGCGCGCGCCGCCAGGAACUACCCCACGGCCGACGCGCUCCAGAAGACCAUCGCCGACGCCGGGUACAGGAUGGUCCCCAACGCCAAGGGCGUCGAGGUGCUCGCCAAGAAGUACAGGAUCAGGCUGAGUGGGAUCGACGCGCCGGAGAGCGCGAUGCCGUACGGGAAGGAGGCCAAGGAGGCGCUGCUGAAGCUGGUGGAGGGCAAGUGCCUGACGGUGCACGUCUACAACACCGACCGCUACGGCAGGUCCGUCGGGGAUCUCCACGUCGGCGGGGUCUUCGUGCAGGAGCAAAUGCUGAAGAAAGGAUUCGCGUGGCACUACACCGCCUACGACAAACGCCCGGAGCUUGCCAAGUGGCAGAGCCAGGCGCAGGCCGCCCGGAAAGGCCUGUGGGCGUCGUCCAAGCCGCAGGAGCCGUGGGAGUACAGGAAGGCCAAGCGCAACGGCAACGCGUGAUCAUGGACAUAGUAUAUAUGUCGAUAAACCUCCGUUGUUUGUAUGUGUUGUGACGACAGUGGACAGCUGAUUGAUUCAUUCGUAGCCUGCCGCACUGCAGAUCCGUAGCCCAGAGCAGCACUCGCGCCACCGUACUUUUUACGAGCUAGGUGUAGUGAAAAGACUAGCUAAAAGCUAGCGCGGGGUCGUGAAGCAGAGUAGGGGCACGCACUGAGAUUGGUUGGGUUACGUGUUUGUGUUGUGUUGUUGUUGUACCUGGUGAUUGAUUUGUGUAAUUGUGCUGUACAACUCUUACCUGGAUUGGGCUGUUGAUGAUGUUGUUUCUAGACAGGAAAA